This is a messenger RNA of Sinocyclocheilus anshuiensis, 1933 nucleotides long. Its product is annotated as connector enhancer of kinase suppressor of ras 3-like. Gene Ontology annotation, cellular component: cytoplasm; membrane. Lineage: Eukaryota; Metazoa; Chordata; Actinopteri; Cypriniformes; Cyprinidae. The coding region runs from base 102 to 1649 and encodes 515 amino acids. Gene Ontology annotation, biological process: regulation of signal transduction. The record is from RefSeq and is a predicted model, not a curated record. Gene Ontology annotation, molecular function: protein binding. The transcript has 12 exons.
UAGACAUGAGAAAGGACGCUCAGUUGUAGCUUAGGAAACUUUAUGUAACUUUAGUGAGUUUGAGAACUUGGCCGAAACUUUCUGAAUAUCUGAAGAGAAGAAUGGAGCCGAUAACAAAGUGGACAGCGACUCAGGUUGCGGACUGGAUCAGAGGGCUGGACGACAGUCUCCAGCAGUAUGUUCCUAACUUCGAGAGAGAGAAGAUCAAUGGAGAGCAGCUUCUGAAGAUUUCCCAUCAGGAUCUGGUGGAGCUGACAGUGACCCGUGUCGGCCAUCAGGAGCUGAUUCUGGAGGCUGUGGAUCUCCUCUGCGCAUUGGUCAGUACUUCAGCUGCCCCAAAAGCUCACUCCCGUCCAGAUAGGAUUUUGCUUCCACACAUCCAAUCAGAUUUCCCGGAGAAACCUUGUCCGAUCAUAUUUAUCUCCAUCAGGAAGACUCCCCUGACAGGAAUCAGUGACUUUACAUCAACCAAAAACAAGAUAAUUCAGCUCUGUCUGGAACUGACCACAACUGUCCAGAAGGACUGCACAGUGUUUGAAAUGGAGGAGAAGAUAUUAGAAGUGUCACAAGUUUUGACCGGAAUUUGUGAUUCCACCAUGAGGAUGACCUCUGACCCCUUGAAGAGUCAAAUUACCUGUUUGGAGGAAGUCAGCAUCACUAAUAUCAAAGCAGGCGAGGGACUGGGAAUGUAUAUCAAAUCCACUUACGAUGGGCUACACGUCAUCACCGGAACUACGGAAAAUUCUCCAGCAGACAGAACUCAGAGGAUUCAUGCAGGCGAUGAGGUGAUUCAAGUCAACGAACAAACAGUGGUGGGCUGGCAGUUGAAGAAUCUGGUGGAAAAGCUCAGAGAAGAUCCUCAGAAUGUGACACUGAUGGUGAAGAAAAGACCAUCAGGUACUUGUGGCUUCACACCCGCACUGCUGAAGAACAUGCGCUGGAGACCCCCGGCCAUCCAGAGCCCAUCGUAUGUGCCUGCCACCCAGUCAUCCAGAAAUCCUGUGCAAAUCAAUCGUCCGGAGAAACCUGCAAUUUUAGAUCUCUAUAUUCCUCCUCCUCCUUCCAUGCCAUACAGCCCACGAGAUGCAGAGACGAGUGAACACGCAAGCGUGAAGAUGAGACCAAAAGGUUCAGAGUCGCCCAACUCAUCUCUGGAUUUAGUUAGUAGACGGCGUUCAAAUAUCAGCGACUACAACAGCAAACUUAGCAUAAACCCACCUGAGGUCAGAGUACCACAAGCACGACUGAGACAGCGGACCCCAUCUAGAGGGAAGCCGCGUCCCAUGUCCAUGCCGGUAGACACUUGCCUGGGAGUGUCGGACUCCUCCUCCAGACCCUGGGCUCUUGGAAGGAAAGGUGAUGAGGCCUUGCACAGGUAUCUGAGUAACGAACAGAUCCCCACCAUCUCAGAAGAGUCGCCCUGUUACCCGCUGCCCUACCGCCCCACAGGAGAACGCCAACUCGUCCGAGGGGUCGACCACAUCCGCGGCAGCCAGUGUUUUAUCAACGCAGACCUACACAACAGCUCCACCAUACCCUACCAGGAAGCCGUGGCUCGGAAGCCUGCAGCCAAAUCUUCCAAGAGACCCCCCUCAGAACCCUCACUGUUCAGCAGCUGGAUCGCCCGACUCAAGCUGCUCACACACUGAAUGCGCUGCUGCUGGUUGUCUGCUAUCCGUGUGCAGUAUUAAAAGUAAAAUCCGGAAUGUUCCACAGGAUCUGAAAUGAGGAUCUGUUGAGAUUCAGUAUUAAAGACAUCCUCAGUGUAAUGCCUGUUACUUUAUUUAAGGUUUCAUCAGCAUUAAGGACACUACUGAAAACUCUUUCUCUGAUAAAUCAGGUCUUUAAAAGGAUUUUUCACUUGGAACUGUGUUAUCAAUAAGUUAUUUAAUUUGUGCAUAUAUUGUAUAUUAUAGAUACACGUUCAGCAUAU